AUGACAAAUCAUAAAUUACAUACACCUAUGUACUUCUUUCUUGCAAAGUUUGCCCUUUCAGAAAUUGUUUUGUCCACUGUUGUUAUUCCAAAAUUCCUGAGCAUCCUUUUAUUUAAGAAGAACACCAUUUCAUUUGGGAGUUGCUUCACACAAUCCUUUUUUUACUUUCUAUUGGGAACUGCAGAGCUAAUUCUCCUUUCUGUGAUGUCCUAUGACAGGUAUGUAGCUAUUUGUUUUCCUUUGCAUUAUAUGACCAUCAUGACCUGGAAACGAUGUGUUCUUCUUGCUGCUGGAUGUUGGUUUGGAGGUUUUCUUUCUAUCUCUGUGCCUACCAUCCUCAAACUGAAUCUUCUUUACUGUGGUCCAAACAGAAUUAAUCACUUUUUCUGUGAUAAUAUACCAUUAGUGGCACUUGCCUGUGCAGAUACAAGACUCAUACGGCUGAUUGACUUUUUUCUGUUUUCAUUAGUGGUCCUGGGGUCUUUAUCAGUUAUUAUUUUUACUUAUACAUGUAUAAUACUAACUAUAUUGCGUAUCCCUUCUACAAUUGGUCAGAACAAGACUUUAUCUACUUGUUCAUCCCAUUUCACCACUUUAUCUCUUGUUUAUAUCAGUUUAGUAUUCAUAUACGUGACUCCUGCCCAAGGUUCUUCACUGGAAACAAAUAAAGGAAUGAGUCUGUUGACUAAUUUUAUUACACCUGUUUUGAACCCUUUUAUUAUGACUCUCAGAAACCAACAGGUGAAAGAAGUCUUGUAUGAAUUGAUAAAGAAAUACGCAAUAACUGAAUAA
Bombina bombina (fire-bellied toad) is the source of this 792-nucleotide messenger RNA. Its product is annotated as olfactory receptor 6M1-like. Bases 1 to 792 code for a protein of 263 amino acids. Gene Ontology annotation, cellular component: membrane. The transcript has a single exon. Gene Ontology annotation, molecular function: G protein-coupled receptor activity; olfactory receptor activity. Lineage: Eukaryota; Metazoa; Chordata; Amphibia; Anura; Bombinatoridae. Gene Ontology annotation, biological process: G protein-coupled receptor signaling pathway. The record is from RefSeq and is a predicted model, not a curated record.